Onychostoma macrolepis is the source of this 4816-nucleotide messenger RNA. It is a transcript of the gene fam78ba, whose product is annotated as family with sequence similarity 78 member Ba. The transcript is spliced from 2 exons. The record is from RefSeq and is a predicted model, not a curated record. Lineage: Eukaryota; Metazoa; Chordata; Actinopteri; Cypriniformes; Cyprinidae. Bases 887 to 1744 code for a protein of 285 amino acids.
ACCGAUCAGCACCUCACUGCAACUGAACAGCGACCAUUUAAGCACAUGUCUGCGUUAAGAUUCUCUGCUGUUUUUCAUUGGAGGAAUACAUUUAAAAAUCACUGCGCUAUAUAAUGUUGCAGGGGGCUUGCAUGCGCUGUGUUUGUUAUUACUUCCAUCACCAUCUUUGUGUUCUUCAAAGAUUUGCACAGGGUGUCUUCGCUAUGGAUGCAAGGGAUGGAAACACACAAAGGAAAAACACAAAAUUAGUCCAGUGAUGCCCAUGACAGGCAUUGCGUUUUUAAACGUAGCACCCAAGUUUGCAUUGUAAAUCAGAUGCACUGGAUCCCUGCUUGGCUGGAUCCGUCUGUGUGUCACUUCCCCCUUUUCAGAAGGAGCCGCAUCAACAAAAUGUUGGGUAGGUCGUUCACCUGGAGGAAAUAUAACCAGCGUACCCUCUCUAUGCAGCACCGGCUCCCUCUUCAGCACUGACAUGCCCGCGCCCAGCAGAAAAACCCGGAUCAGAGGGCUCAGAGCUACUGCUGGACGCGUGAAUUGGAAGAAGGACGGCAAACAGGCGCACACCGGGUGUCCAAUUCGGUGGAGGCCGGAUCACAUCUGCUGGGGACGAGCAUCAAGGGCAGUGCGGCACUCCAGCGCUUCGGGAGCAGGCGACGCGGAUCAUCCAUACACCCUCGGCUCCACAACAGCACCGUGUUCCCGUUACACUUCUCCAUCGGUCUCAAAGAUGCGCUAGAACAACGCACGCGCGCUCUGAAAUGCAUCAAAACAUGUCGAUAGCAGACAUGCUUUUCAGUGCUUUCACCCAGAGGAUUUAUCAAGAAUAUAUUGAGUUGGAAAUGAAGACGAGGAUCUGUCGGCGUUUCGAGGGAUGUAAAAAGUGCCAAUGAAUAUAUUGCUUAAAUAUAUCCUCCUUUUUCUGUCAUUGGCCACAUUGACACCCCUAAUAAGCAGGACCAUGGGUUGCAUUCAGAGCAUCGCCUGCAAGCCCCGCAUCCGACGGGAGAACAUAGUGGUCUAUGAGGUCUCAGCCUCCAUUGACCAAUGCCCGACCAUCAUUGAGGAGAAUUCGCCCAUUGUCCUGCGAUACAAGACCCCGUACUUCAGAGCAUCGGCCGGGAUAGUGAUGCCCCCGGUUCCCAGAAACGAAACAUGGACCGUGGGCUGGAUUCAGGCGUGCACCCAAAUGGAGUUCUUCAAUACAUACGGUGAUAUUGGCAUGUCCAGCUGGGAAUUACCCGAGCUUCGAGAAGGACGGGUGAAGGCCAUAAGCGAUUCUGACGGCGUCAGUUAUCCUUGGUACGGUAACACCACCGAAACAGUGACCCUCUCAGGCCCCACGUCCAAGCCGUCCCGGCUAACGGUGAGCAUGAACGACAACUUCUACCCCAGCGUGACUUGGGCGGUGCCCAUCAGCAACAGCAACACGCCCAUGCUCACGCACAUCACCCGAGACCAGAGCUUCAUCACCUGGCUGGUGGCGCUAAACGCAGACACCAAAGAGCGUAUCGUUCUUCAGACGGUGCGCUGGCGUAUGCGCGUAGACAUUGAGGUGGAUCCUUCCAUGCCGCUUGGUUCUCGUGCCAAACUGAUGGGACGGCCGCAUCAGGAACAACCGCACAUUCUCAGCAACAACGAGCCCAUCCCGCCCAACGCGCUGGGCAGGCCCAAUGCCAACGAUGCCCAGGUGCUGAUGUGGAGGCCCAGGAGAGGACAACCUCUGGUAGUGAUACCACCCAAAUAGGGGUGUCUUAACAGUGCCUAUGGGACAUUGAAGACUGCAUGCACUGUUUGGACACUGGAUUUUGGGAUUGCCUUGUGGAUUCCCAGUUUUGUUGGGUUUCUCAGUUGCUCUGAACUAGUCAGUCGAGAAGGGAAUUCUCUGCGUGCACCAUGAGGUUUUACUACCUCUAAGCUUCAAAGUACUUGGUCAGACAGCAAAUGAUCAGGAGUAACUAGUACUAAAUGAACCCACUAGGUUUAAGGAAUAGUUCACAAGAAAAAUGAAAAUGUACUAACCCUCGUGUUUUUUACUUUCUUUCUUCUGCAGAACACAAAAGAAGAUCUGUGACCCUGGACCACUAAACCAGUCAUAAGGGUCAAUGAAUAAAUAGACUUUCCAUUGAUGCAUGGUUUGUUAGGAUAGGACAAUAUUUGGCCGAGAUACAACUAUUUGAAAAUCUGAGGGUGCAGAAAAAUCUAAAUAUUGAGAAAAUCGCCUUUAAAGUUGUCCAAAUUAAAUGCAUAUUACUAAUCAAAAAUUAAGUUUUGAUAUAUUUACGGUAGAAAAUUUACUAAAUAACUUAAUGGAACAUAAUCUUUACUUAACUUCCUAAUGAUUUUUGGCAUUAAAAAAAAAAAAAAUUUAAAUUGAUAAUUUUGACCCAUACCACUGUUGGCUGUUGCUACAAAUAUACCCGUGCUACAUAUGACUGGUUUUGUGCUCCAGGGUCACAUAUUUUUUUGAACGUUUCAGAUGUUUUUGUCCAUACAAUGAAAGCCAAUGGGGUCCAAAAAUUCUUCAAAUAUGACUUAAAUGUAGCACAACAUUAAUCAGUGCAAUUCGACUUGUAUAUUUCAAGUCCUCCUGAGCAACAUGAUCACUUUGUAUAAAAAUGUAAGACUUGGUUCACCCCUAAAUCGAAUCAGUGAUCAACACAUGCACACACAGACUGCAUAAAAUAUGGCGAAUGUCAUACCUCACUGGUUCCUGCAAGUCAUGUCUUAAUAUGGACAAAAUACAGCUGAAUGCAUUCUUCAAAAUAUCUUCAUUUGUGUUCCAUAGAAGAAAGAUGGUCAAACCGGUUCAGAACGACAUGAGGGUGAGAAAAUGAUGACAGAAUGUUCAUUUUUCAGUGAACUAUGCCUUUUGGAAAACCCUUAGUGGUAAUAUAUUUACAGUUAUUACUAAGAGUCUUACAUUGAGGUUUUUUUUUUUUUCCUAAACUUUCAGGACGGAUGCUAUAUAAUGCAUGAAAAAGAUUGAAUGUUUGGUCCCAUACAACACAAAGUGAAUCCAGAGGCAUUAAAAGAACCAAGGGAGGUCACCGCAGGUCCAGCAGGAAAUUUACACUUUUGCUUUGUAGGACAACCAGCAAAACUCUUUGAAACUCUUUCUAUCAGUCGAUUGAGACUUGUGACUUCAUUUCAAAUGCUAGCAAAUAUCUUUUACAUGCCAUAAGACGAAAAAGACCACAGAGUACAUGAAGACAGCCACCCAUUGAGGUGGAGUGUAUUUAGUAAUGUCGAGGAUGCAGUGGGUCCGUUCGUCCAAUCAGACACAUCCUGGCACCGGCGAGUCAAUAGGAGUUUGUUUAUGCUCGCACAUGAGUCCGUUUGAGUUUACGCAGUGGGUGCUGCACCAUAGGCAUUCACCAGAUUAGUCACAUGCCAUACACACUCCAUCUGUGCCAUUCCACGUCCCUGUCUCCCUCUCUCUAUUCCCAAUCUGUCUCACUCCAUCCUCUCCCACUGAGACUCCUUGGGUAAUUAUGACACAGACGAAAUUGAGUUUCCAUUGCAAAUGUCAGGUUUACCUUUCAAGGGAUAAAAAGCAAACCCGAAAAUGACAAUUCUGUCCUUAUUUACCCACCUUUGUGUCGUUACAAACCUGCACGAUUUUUUUCUUUUGUUGGACACAAAGAUAUUUGCAGUGAAUUUAAUCAGGGUUCAAAACAACAUGCAAAACAUCCUUGAUUUAGGAUGACACAAUUACUGACUUUUUAUGAAAACUGGACAAAACGUUUAUCUAUGUAAAAUCAAAUCCCUUAUUGCUAUAGAUUUUGGACUUGCUUUCAAAAUAAUGCUUUUGCUAAUAAAGUGUCACAAAAAUUUAUACAGGGCUGUUUAAAUACAAAAAAUACAGGAACAUACCAAAAAGAAAUAAAUAUUAAAACAAUAAAUAGCUUGCCGUCUUGGCACGCAAUGCAAAUUAAUAUUUAAAUAAAGAUUUAUAUAAAGCUAGCAGAUUGUUUUUUUUACAAAGUAGGCUCUAGGAAAUCAAUGUGAAGAACAAAUAUUUAAAAUAAAUUUUAAACUAUGGGUUUCUCUGGAGUAAACUGUUCUGUGGAGGGACCAACAAACUAACAUGAAUACAGUAUAAAGUGUGUGGCUAAUGCUUUCAUGAGACACUGCUAAAUUUACUACUUUAAAUUACUUGAUAGUUUUAUUCAUUAUUUGCAUGCUUUUAAUUUAGUGAAUUGUAUUGUUUUAUUAUGCACUGAAUUGGACUGGUUGGAAAUGAAGAGGUGAUAUCCAGUCUGGACAUAUAACGGAAAAUAAUAAUGACUAACUCUUAAAUCUAACAGAGCAUUUAUUCAUGCCUGAUGCUUUGCCUAAAAUCACUUUCAAAGGAAAGUUUCGUUGGAAGUUGAGAUGCAUGCAGUACGUCUAACGCUUGGAGCUCUGAUCUAGACAAAGGUAGAAUACAUCAUAUGGGGUUCCUUCUCUGUAAUAUGAUAAAUACCUCACCUCAUCUCCCUCUAUCAUUUCUCAGUUACAUCUUCUGUAUCUCUGUCAAAGCCAUAUUCCUCCUCAAGCUGAUCAUCUAAAUAAAGAUACAUUCAAACAUAUGAACUCAUUAUCUCAAAAUGCAUGAACACCAGCAGCAAAUUAGUGGUUUUAGUGAUUUCAACAUUUCGUAGAACAGGAUGUGCCGAAAUGAGGAAUACAAAUGUAGUGUUGCUGAAAUGGUUAAAAACCACUUUUGUUCAUAUCCACAUGCUUUCCCACUGCAAAACGAGUCUAUGCAAUGGAAGAGACUGAGUUUACUGUGGAAAAGUUUCAUAGCAUUGCAUUAUGGGCGAGAAAGACCCAG